AAAUACCAGAGAAGUAAAAGACUGAUGAUGCCGCUAAUGCGGAUAUAAAAUCAACAUUCGAAAACUUGUAUUACGUUAGCUAUUAUAAUAAAGAGAAACUAUUAUCUUAAUUCUCAAAAUCUAUUAAAAAGGUAGCUUCUAGUUGUUGAAACAAGAGUGCAGCAAUGACUGGCAGACCUAGACCAGUCACUGCAACUGUUACAAAACCAAAAUGGAUGCAAUUACCUAGCCCAGAUGCCAUGAAUAAAAUUCGAAGAAAAUCCUUGGAGUCGAAUGGUUCAACUGCAUCAUUGACUUCCCUUCUGGAGCACAGCAGCUUUGACAGUGAUUCAGAUGUGGACAGAAGGAAUACCCACAUGUCAGAUUCUGAGACUUUAUCUUCACCAAAGAGAGUUGAAGUUUCAAACAGAAAAAUAUCUAGUUCAAGACGGAGCAAAACUUCCAACAGUAAUCUUUCUGCGUGGGAACAAUGGAUCAUUGAGAAAGCAAAAGAGGAUUUUCAUAAGAAACAGACAGAGUUAAUUGAAAGUCGAUUAGCAAAAUUGAAAAAAGAAGAAAAAGACAGGGAAAAGCAUAUGAAACAAGUUAAAGUUCAACAAGUUAGGCAAUCUUGGAUAGAGAAGAAAAAUGAGGAAAUUUUAAUGCAGAAAAAGUUGAAAAAGAUGAAAAUAAAAGAAGAAAAAGAAAAGGAAGAGUUGAAAGAGAAAAUUAAGCAAAAGGCAGCAGAAAAGUUUGAGGAGUGGCAGGCGUUGAAAAGGAAAGAAGAAAAAGAGAGAAGGAAGAGACAGAAAGAAGAUAAGGAGCGCUUGCAGCGGGAGGAAGAGCAAAGAAAACAGAAAGCAGAAGAAAAAUACCAAGAGUGGCUACAAAUGGCUAAAAAUAGACCCAAAUCUGCACCCAAUAGCUUUGGUUAUUUGUCUGGUCAGAUUAAAGGUUACCAUGACCGCAGUGCCUACCCACAGCCCACUUUUUGCAAUCCCAUACCAUGGCAGCCUGUUGCCAUUCCAACACAGAAAGCAGACAGGACAAAGAAAAAUAAAACAAAGGUUUAUAAGUGGAAUCCAGAUAAAUAUUACUAAAUUACUAACUAGUUCAGUCUGGAUCUAAAGCAUUAAAUCUGUGAUAUAAUGUGUGUGGAUGUAGUUGUUCAACUUGUGGUGGCAAGAUUGUUUAUCUGAGAAUUACCUGUUUUGUGAUGGCUUAGUAGUACGUAAGUAGUGACAUUUAAAAAAAUUUCAAAUAAAAAUCCAUGAAGGGAGAUUACUUGGGAUUUUAGUUUUACCAUUGGCUUAGCUAAUAGUCAACAUAAACUAUGUAUCCUUAACCUAAUAUUAUGUGUAACAUUUUUGUAACAAAUUUAUUUUGUUUUAAAAAAAAAUGUAACUGUACAGAUUUUAAUAAAAAAAAUGAUAAAAUGUA
Molecule: messenger RNA, 1419 nt
Organism: Physella acuta
Lineage: Eukaryota; Metazoa; Mollusca; Gastropoda; Physidae
Product: coiled-coil domain-containing protein 34
Source: RefSeq, a predicted model, not a curated record